Messenger RNA from Dermatophagoides farinae (American house dust mite), 4684 nucleotides. RefSeq names its product dynactin subunit 1-like. Lineage: Eukaryota; Metazoa; Arthropoda; Arachnida; Sarcoptiformes; Pyroglyphidae. The record is from RefSeq and is a predicted model, not a curated record.
CAAAUUCAGCAAAAUUUCCAAUAAAAAUUUUAAUUAUCAUAAAUUGGCAAAAAAAAAAUUUAUCGAACAUAUGAAUUCUGUUUCAACGUAUUAACUUGGUACAUGAUGAAUUGAAUGAAAACUUGCAACAUAUGAAAACAACAUCGAUGGUGAUUUAUCAACAACAGUCGAAAAAAAUGAUUUUUUUCUAUUUGUAAAAAGUUAAAUCAUUAAAAAUUUUGAUGAUUUGAUUGAAUUUAUCCAUGUUUUUUUUUCAAUUGAAAAAUGUCUAAUCGAAAAGUUUCCACAACAUUACGAAUUGGUUCUCGAGUUGAAUACACUGUCGUUAUUAAUGGUGAACGUCGCAAAGUUCCUGGCACUAUUGCUUAUGGUCCCGGUGCUUUUCAUUUGAAACCAAAUGAAAAUGAUUGGUGUGGUGUCGUAUUGGAUGAACCGGUUGGUAAAAAUAAUGGCACUAUACAAGGUAGACAAUAUUUUGAUUGUUCCGAUAAUUAUGGUGUUUUCGUACGUGUUUCAACAUUGCGUCCAAUUCUUGAUCAUGGUAGUCGUAUACCAAUGUCUCGUACAUCACGAUCAUCGACACCAUCAUCAACACCGAAAUCAAUGACACCAUCAUCAUCGAUUCAAUCAUUUGCCGGUAUUAUUGAUGGGGGUGAUACAGGUGCCUUGAUUAUUGAUAAAAAUUCCAAACUAACCGAAUCGAUUAAUUUACCGGCAACCAGUCAGAUUUCGAAAAUACGUCCACCAACCAAUUUAAUGUCCACAUCAAGUCAUGAAAUAAGUGCAAAAUCUCAACAACAACAUUCGCAAUCUAAUAUACAAAAAUUGGUGGAAAAAAUUGAAACCAAACGUGAUGAAAUGAUUCGUGAAGAUGAUGCUGCACAACAUUGGUCCCAAUCAUCAUCAACACCAACACAUAAAACAAAAGAAUUACAAGAAGCAAAUGAAAAAAUCAAAGAUCUUGAAUCCAAACUGAAUACAUUGAUGUUGAAACGUGCUGAAGAUAGGCAAAAAUUCAAAGAAUUUGAACGAUUAAAAAUACAGAAUGAACAGCUGUUGGAGAAUAAAAAACAAAUGGCCGAAAAGAUUGCUGAAUUAUCGAAAUCAAAAAUGCAAUCUGAAAAUGAAGCCCGUGAAGCACGCGAAGAACAAGUACGACAAGCUGAAGAAAUUAAAGAUCUCGUUGAUAAUGCUGAAAUGGCCGUCAUUGAUAAAGAGAUGGCUGAAAAUAAAUCUGAACAAUUGCAAUUAGAAUUGGAACAACUGCGUGAACAAUUGGAGGAAGCAAAAUUGGAUUUUGAAAUACUUAAAACCGAAAUCGAAGAUAAAGGUGUCGAUGGUGCUGCAAAUAGUUUUCAAUUGAAAAAAUUAGAAGAUCAAAAUAUUCGUUAUAAAGAUGCAUUGCUUAAAUUGCGUGAUAUAUCCGCUGCUGAUCGUACCAAUAUACAGAUGAUGCAAAAAGAUUUGGAACGUAAAAAUGACGAAAUACAAAAUCUAAUGCAAACAAAUGAUAAAAUCAAAUUAGAAAUGGCCAAAUGUUAUGAACAAAUUGAAAUACUUAAAGAACAAGUUGAUAUGGCAUUAGGAUCACAGGAAAUGGUCGAAAAGCUGACUGAAAAAAAUCUAAUAAUGGAAGAUAAAUUGGAAGAACUACAGAAAGCAUUGGAUGAAGAAGAAAAAAUUAAAGAAUUAUCAAAUAUGAUUAUUGAAGAAAAAGAUGAUAUUAUUGCUGAUUUACGUGAUGAAGUGGAUAAAUUCAAAACAAAUUUGAUGAAUAUUCGCAGUAGUUUUGUAAUGGCACAAGAAACAAUUCAAGAUCAUGAGAAUACAAUCAAAAAAUUUCGUGAAUUAGUAUCAAUAUUGAAAGAAGAAAACGGUAUGCUUCGUGCUGCACAAGAACAAGAUCAUACAAAAGUACAACAAGCUGUCGAUGUGCAAAAACAAUUGGCCAAUAUUGAAUUCAAAACACGCUUAUUGGAUCGUAAAGAUGUAUCGAGAGCUAUUGAUAUGGAAUUACGUCAAUUAGACAUUGAUCAAUGUUAUCGUCAUAUGAUUUAUUUGUCACGUUUUUUUCCCGAAUCAUUUUUCGUUCGUGGUGGUGAUCAUGAUGCAAUAGCCGUUUUGUUGUUCAUUCCUCGUAUGUUUACAAAAUGUUUUAUUAUCGAACGACAAGUAUUGGAAAAACAUUCGACAACAUUUAACCAACAACAAGAUGCUGAUGUGGCUGUAACGCCAGAAUCGAUUCUACGAGAAUUUUUUGAUGAUGAUCGAAUACAAGUAGAAUCAAGUGAUAAAUUGAAACAACAAAUUUUUGCCAAACACAUUGUCUAUUUAUUAACAUCAAUUCGUUCAACAUUGGAUAAAUAUCAGGAUAUUCUAGGCAAAUGUGAUUCAGAUUUGUUUAUGAAACUUGGAUCAUUAUAUCCAGAAUUGGCAGCACAUGAAAAAAAUAUUGAUUAUUUCCUGAAUUUAUUACGUGAAGAUAAAUUAGACGAAACAGUAUCAUUGGAUUCAUUGGAAAAAAUUCUCAAUUAUCUACAUUCAUUAUAUAAUAUUUAUAUUGCAUCCACGAAUCUAGAAUCUGUUGAUAAUCAUAAUAAAUUCUUAAAUGAUUUGAUUGAUGUUCUACGUACUGGUACCGAAGCAUCAAUAUUGGAUUUGAAAAUAAUUUCACGUAUGACCGAUAUGGAUACAUCAAUGUUUCUUUCCACAAUGGAAACAUCAUUAAAUGAUAUUGAACAAUUUGGUCGUAAAAUUCGUAGAAGAAUGAUAUCUAUUGGUUCUGGUCAAGCUGAUACGAAUCCAGCCUGUUUUAUAAGAUUUCCAUCCACUGUUGAAGCAGAAUUAUUGGAUUCAUUUCAUAAUUUUUCACUUAUUGUUCGUAGCCUAAAACAAAUACGUCAAGUAUUAAUGAAUGAAUUUCUUAAUCAAUUUAUUCGUAAUAAUAAUGUUGAUGGUGAUACUUCUAAUGUUGAUUCCGAUGAAAUGAAUAAAAUAACACGUUUUACUAUCGAUGAUUUGGAACGUACCUGUAAAGAAUGGAAUGGUAAUAGUAUUAAAUCAUUAAAUGAAAUGCUAACAAAUGUUAUGAGUACAAUUUGUAAAUUCUGUACGAUAAUUCAACAAGGUGAUUAUGAUAUUUCAAAGAAUGAGACAGCUACUACAGUGCCAUCACAGAAUUCAACAUUUGAUUCAUUACAAUCAAAUCCAACAACAAGUUUACAACUUCCUUCAUCGUUUCAAAGUUUAUUCAGUAGUAAUACUACACGUGGUGGUGGUGCUGGUGGAUCAUCAUGUUCAUUACAAUGUCAACCAUUGGAUCAACGUGCAUUACUAUGGCGACAACAAUCGGAACAAAUUACAGAUUUUCGUAUGAAAAUUCAACAACAAGAAUCUGAUAUUACUGAAUUGAAACGUGCAUUGAAAAUGAAAAUUGAUGAAAUAAGUGAAAUACAAAUACGUCGUGAUCUUUCUGAAAAGAAAUACAAAGAAUCAUUGAAAGAACAACAAAAACUUCAAGAUGAAUUGGAACGUUUAACGAAAGAAUUUAAGGAAAAAGAAGCUGAACGUGAACGUACAUUGAAUAAAUAUAAUCAAGAAAUUAAUGAUCUUUAUUCUGAUCAUCGAUUGAUGAAAGAAAAGUUGAAAGAUUAUUCUAAAAAUGCAUUGUUUGGUAAAGUUUCUAUGUUAUCCAGUUCAACAAAUUCACCUUUAAGCAUGAAUCAUAAUACAAUGUCAUCAACAACAAGUCCAAUGAGUCUGGGAAAUCUUUCAUCUAUUCAUCAUUCACCAAAUAUUAGCCUGAGUCCAACACCAAGUUUAAAUCAAUCAUUAUUAUCGAAUACUACGGCCACAUAUGGUCCAGAUGGUUCAUCAGUAGCGGUCACUAAUACCACCGUACAAACACCAAUGGUCAGCAAUGAUGUUUUACAAUUACAGCAACAUAUACAAAGUCUACGUUUAGCUAUGAAACAGAUUGCAAUGAAAAAUAUUGAACUACGAACAAUGUUAACAUUAUCGAAUGAAGAAAAAAUUCAAAUAAAUAAUGAUGGUGAAUUGAUUAAAAUUCGUCCAAAAUGGUAUCUAGAUACAAUGAAGCGUCAAAACAACAACAACGACCAACAACACGGAUUAUAUGAUGAUGUUGAUUAUGAUGAUGAUGAUCAGAUAGAAAUGAAAUUUCAACAAUUUCGUACUAAACUUUUACAAUUAGAUAAUGAUUGGACUGAAUAUCGUUUGAAAAGUUUAAUGCAGAUAUUUAAUUUAGAUCAAUUUUCUCCAGAUAAUAAUAAUAAUAAACCUGGAUGGACAAAAUGUUUUGCCGAUUUAAUGUAUAAACAUGGACAACAACAAAAAUUGGAUGAAUUGAAUUUUUCAUUACGUUUUCAACAAUUGAAAAUUGAUUUUGAACAAUUUAUCAAAACAUUGGAUCAAAAUGGUGGUUAUCAAUGUGAUUCAACAUUUACAACAUUUAUUGCUCCACACAUUUCAAAGAUUGUAAAUGCACAACCAAAAUUGGUUGCACGAAUUAUUGUUGGUGGUGGUGGUGGUGGUAAAACUGUACAAUCAUCAUCGACAUCAGCAUCGACAAUGGCGAAAAUCAUACCAUUAGAAGUAACAAAUGAUGAAUUGAAUCGUUUACAGAAAAUUUUACUUUAUUAAUAAUAAAAUAAUUUUAUUGUGA